Messenger RNA from Bombyx mandarina (wild silkworm), 1011 nucleotides. RefSeq lists its product as uncharacterized. Lineage: Eukaryota; Metazoa; Arthropoda; Insecta; Lepidoptera; Bombycidae. The record is from RefSeq and is a predicted model, not a curated record. Gene Ontology annotation, molecular function: protein binding.
UCCUGCUUCGACAUAGUCCCGUCGCUCCGCCUGGUGGUGACGGGUGGGCCGGAUGGCUUGGUGCGGCUCUGGGAGCCCACACAGAGCGCGCCGCACGCGACCCUCGCCGCCCCCACAGCGCCACCAGUCCUGGGCGUGGCAGUGCUGACACAACUGCAGGUGGUCAUGGCUUACUGUGGGAAUUGUACGAUUCACAUCUGGGAUAUGUACGAAGAAUGCUUACUUCAAAGCCUCAAAAUCAAUUAUCCCUUUCUUGGAGUUAUCGGGAAGAAAGUGGAGUUUGGAACGUAUUGCGUUUUUCCUGGCCCAUUGCGAAAAACAGAAGAGACUUUGGAAAAACCGGCGUCUUCUAGGAGGGGCUCCAGCGUGUAUCCAGUCUCCGGUGGAGGUUUGGUGCUGGUCUCUGAAGCCGAUGAAGGAAAGAUGCCUGAUAGAUUCGAGGACGACCCGGAGUAUGCGAAGUACAGCCGCAGCGAGGUGAUGGUGACGUGCUGCGAGUACGCGUGUCGAGUGCGCGUGCGGCCCGCGGGCAGCUCCCCCCUGCCGCCCCCCGGCCCCGCGCGCCGCCCGCGCCGGCCCUCGCUGUGGGACCUCAGCCGCCGCAGCCCCGCCCGCACGCCCGAGCGCUCCCCUCAGACUCUGUCUCCUCGCCUCUCCACACCCUCGGAGCCACCUGGAACUGAUCACAUCAACAAAGAUUUGGAUGAAAUCCUCAAGAAAGCUGGUCUGGAAGGGAUAUUAGAGAAGAACUUCGUCUUGAUGCAAGGCUUGAAGCACGACUUGCACAAGAAACUGGCUGAGCUGAGCGACCGAAAUGAAUCCAUGUCCAGUGCGGUGAACAUAGGAGCCCCAUACCUGGCUCUGAAGACGUACGAGCCCUCGGCCGUGGAGCGAGCCGAAGAUAUUAUUGAAGCAUAUAAAAGAGUGCUUAAAUUUAUUCCCUCCAGUACGACGAUAACUCCUACUGCCAGCCAGUCUUCCACUCCAAGGAACACUAAAGGAACCAAGUGA